AUGUUGCUGCAGGGUAGCCAGGCGCUCCGGCGCUUCUCCACUGGCCGGGUUUAUUUCAAAAACAAGCUGAAGUUGGCACUUAUCGGUCAAAGCCUCUUUGGACAAGAAGUCUACAGCCAUCUCCAGAAAGAGGGCCACCGAGUAGUGGGAGUGUUCACGGUUCCAGAUAGGGAUGGAAAAGCUGACCCACUAGCUUUGGCUGCAGAAAAAGAUGGGACCCCUGUGUUCAAGUUCCCUCGAUGGAGAGUCAAGGGCAAGACCAUAAAGGAGGUGGCAGAGGCCUACAGAUCUGUGGGUGCUGAGCUCAAUGUGCUUCCCUUCUGUACCCAGUUCAUCCCCAUGGAUGUUAUUGAUAGCCCAAAGCAUGGCUCCAUCAUAUAUCACCCAUCCAUCCUUCCCAGGCACAGAGGGGCCUCUGCUAUUAACUGGACUCUAAUUAUGGGAGAUAAGAAAGCUGGAUUUUCUGUUUUCUGGGCUGAUGAUGGUUUAGACACAGGACCCAUCCUUCUUCAGCGGUCGUGUGAUGUCGAACCCAAUGAUACAGUGGAUGCACUUUAUAAUCGAUUUCUUUUUCCUGAAGGAAUCAAGGCCAUGGUUUCAAAGGAAGUCAAUGAAAUGACAGUAAAUAUUCCAUAUCAGUGUUUCAUAAAUGGACAGUUCACAGAUGCUGAUGACGGAAAGACUUACAACACUAUCAACCCAACAGACGGAUCUACAAUAUGCACAGUGUCCUAUGCUUCUUUGGUGGAUGUUGACAAAGCAGUAGCAGCAGCUAAAGAUGCUUUUGAAAAUGGCGAAUGGGGUCGAAUGAAUGCAAGAGAAAGAGGACGACUCAUGUACAGACUUGCAGACCUAUUGGAAGAGAACCAAGAAGAGCUAGCAACCAUUGAAGCCCUUGAUUCAGGGGCUGUCUAUACCUUGGCUCUGAAGACUCACAUUGGAAUGUCUGUGCAAACAUUCAGAUAUUUUGCUGGCUGGUGUGACAAAAUUCAAGGUUCUACAAUUCCAAUUAACCAAGCCCGUCCAAAUCGCAAUCUGACCUUCACCAAGAAGGAGCCACUUGGCGUCUGUGCCAUUAUCAUCCCCUGGAAUUACCCCCUGAUGAUGCUGGCGUGGAAGAGUGCAGCCUGUUUGGCAGCAGGCAACACCUUAGUGCUCAAGCCAGCACAGGUAACGCCCUUGACCGCUUUGAAGUUUGCAGAGCUCUCUGUUAAAGCUGGCUUCCCGAAAGGGGUAAUCAACAUAAUUCCUGGCUCAGGUGGCAUAGUAGGACAACGGCUUUCUGAACAUCCAGAUGUCCGCAAACUUGGCUUCACCGGUUCCACUCUUAUUGGCAAACAGAUAAUGAAGAGCUGUGCUGUGAGCAACUUGAAGAAAGUUUCUCUUGAGCUUGGUGGCAAAUCACCACUUAUAAUUUUCAAUGACUGUGAACUUGACAAGGCAGUGAGAAUGGGUAUGGGAGCAGUAUUUUUCAAUAAAGGAGAGAACUGUAUUGCAGCCGGGCGCUUAUUUGUGGAAGAAUCCAUCCAUGAUGAAUUUGUGACGAGAGUGGUAGAAGAAAUUAAAAAGAUGAAAAUUGGUGACCCACUUGACAGAUCUACUGAUCAUGGACCCCAAAAUCAUAAGGCCCAUCUGGAAAAGCUUCUGCAGUACUGUGAAGCUGGAGUGAAAGAGGGCGCCACCUUGGUAUAUGGGGGAAGACAAGUCCAAAGGCCAGGCUUUUUUAUGGAACCAACUGUGUUCACAGACGUGGAAGACCACAUGUACCUUGCCAAAGAGGAAUCCUUUGGGCCUAUUAUGGUUAUUUCUAAAUUCCAAAAUGGGGACAUCGAUGGAGUGUUGGAUCGAGCAAAUAAUACAGAGUAUGGUUUGGCCUCAGGGGUUUUUACCAGAGACAUAAAUAAAGCUAUGUACGUGAGCGAGAAACUGGAAGCGGGAACUGUUUUUAUUAACACAUACAACAAGACGGAUGUGGCAGCCCCCUUUGGAGGAGUUAAACAAUCUGGUUUUGGAAAAGACUUAGGUGAGGAAGCUCUCAACGAAUACCUGAAAACCAAGACGGUGACACUGGAAUAUUAG
This is a messenger RNA of Orycteropus afer afer, 2079 nucleotides long. It is a transcript of the gene ALDH1L2, whose product is annotated as aldehyde dehydrogenase 1 family member L2. The transcript is spliced from 17 exons. Gene Ontology annotation, molecular function: formyltetrahydrofolate dehydrogenase activity; aldehyde dehydrogenase (NAD+) activity. Gene Ontology annotation, biological process: biosynthetic process. Lineage: Eukaryota; Metazoa; Chordata; Mammalia; Tubulidentata; Orycteropodidae. The record is from RefSeq and is a predicted model, not a curated record. Bases 1 to 2079 code for a protein of 692 amino acids.